CUGAAUCUGGAAGAUAUACUGUCAACAAGGAUGCUAUAGCCGAUUAAUUAACUCUCUCUCUCUCUCUCUCCUCUCUCUAUUUCUAAAACCCAAAGCCCUAAAUCAACUCCCGCCCCCCCCAAAAAAGAAAAAAAAAAGAAACAAAAGCAAAAAGCAGAAGCAGCUGCUAUUUCCUCCUUGGGGCAACUCAUCAGGUUUCGUCUGAUCCACCCAAGGAAAAAAGAUGUCUCGCGUGUACGUGGGUAACCUUGACCCACGAGUUUCGGAGCGGGAUCUUGAAGACGAGUUUCGUGUCUUUGGAGUUAUUCGGAGUGUAUGGGUUGCUCGAAGACCACCAGGUUAUGCUUUCAUUGACUUUGAUGAUCACAGAGACGCUGAGGAUGCAAUUCGUGAAUUAGAUGGCAAGAAUGGCUGGAGAGUUGAGCUUUCUCAUAAUUCUAGAGGCAGAGGUGGACGCGGAGGUGGAGGUGGACGCGCUGGCGGUUCUGAUUUGAAGUGCUAUGAGUGUGGUGAGCCUGGUCAUUUUGCUCGAGAAUGCCGCAUGCGUGGUGGUUCAGGAAGACGUCGCAGCCGCAGCCCUAGAUAUCGUAGUAGCCCAAGCUAUGGACGCAGAAGUUACAGUCCUCGUGGACGAUCCCCAAGACGUCACAGUCUCUCUCCUCAUGGGCGUAGCUACAGCAGGUCUCCCCCAUACAGUGGUCGGGUUGAAUUGCCAUAUGCUAAUGGGUGAAGUUCCAUGAACUCUAUACUAGUAACUGAAAUGGUGUAAGGGAACGUCGUAGGAGCAGGAGCUAAGUACCACAAGGAUUUUAACUUUUUUGUGAGAAGAAUUAAGUGUGUUGAGUUUGUUUGGACUUCAGUGCUACUAUUUUUAAUUGGGCAACGCCCUCAGCCUCUUGGAUUUGGAUAAGCUCCUUUUUUUUUAUUUUUUUAUUAUUCUAUGAUGGCGUUGUUUGCUUUAUCUAUGUUAAAUAGUUCUUUCUGCUUAGGAAAAAAAAAAAAAAAGCUUAAGAUGACCUCUAUAAAUUUAUUGAGAGAUCAUUACAGGAACUCUGCUAAAAAUUCAUGCUUUUUCUUUU
This is a messenger RNA of Durio zibethinus, 1079 nucleotides long. The record is from RefSeq and is a predicted model, not a curated record. NCBI's taxonomy places the organism in Eukaryota, Viridiplantae, Streptophyta, Magnoliopsida, Malvales, Malvaceae.